This is a messenger RNA of Leptopilina heterotoma, 1215 nucleotides long. Its product is annotated as helix-loop-helix protein delilah-like. Bases 329 to 1036 code for a protein of 235 amino acids. NCBI's taxonomy places the organism in Eukaryota, Metazoa, Arthropoda, Insecta, Hymenoptera, Figitidae. Gene Ontology annotation, molecular function: protein dimerization activity. The record is from RefSeq and is a predicted model, not a curated record. The transcript has 3 exons.
CGUUCUCCCACUGAAAUUUCUUUGAGAUUAUCAUGCGGAGGCUGUACUGGAGAGUAUCCAGUCCUUGACAAACCUGCAAUUGGAUAGACACAAGUUUUAAAAUUAUGACAUUAUUCGUUUUUUAUUUUAAAUUUAAUUACACACUAAUUUCUCUAUUUAAUCAAUCAGAAGGCAAAGAGGAGUAAAAGAUUUAUCAAGUACUUCCUUUUUUUAAAUAAAUUAUUAUUAUCUUAACUAAAAAACAGUGAAUUUGAUAAAAAUAAAUAAAAAUAAAAUUUAAAAGAAAUCCUCAAUGAAAAAGUUUUAGUGAAUAUUUAAAAUUUUAGAGAUGGGUAAUAAUAGUGAAAUAAAACAAAUGACAAGUGAAAAAUACAGUUUACGACCACGUAGCAGUGUACGGCGAAAAUUUAAAUUUGAUGAUGAUUUUGAAAAUGAAGAAUUUCACACAAUUAAUGAUAAUUAUGGGAGAAAAAUUGUUGUUAAUCGUGGAAAACUCAGUGUGAAACAUAGACCACCACCUUUGAGUAAAUAUAGACGAAAAACAGCAAAUGCACGAGAAAGAUCGCGAAUGAAGGAAAUUAAUUCGGCGUUUGAAACUCUUCGAAAAGCAGUGCCUUCAUAUAUGCCAGAAUUAGUACUCGCGCAAGGCGAUGGAACAAAUGAAAAACUGACCAAAAUAACAACAUUAAAAUUAGCAAUGCUGUACAUAUCGGGUUUAACAGAAUUACUUCGCAAGGAGAAAGAAAAUGAAGAGGAAAGAUUAUGCCUACUGGAUAAAAGUGUCGAAUCUCUGGUGAAUUAUCAUCCCACACUUUUCAGAAAUUGUGGAGAUACGUGCACCUUAGCUGCUUUGAAUACCACCACCUACGACAUUUUUGAAUCGUCAAAUUCUGUUCUGAAUGACUGUGGUAGUGAUGGGGAAAGUUUUCAUUCCGGCGACACUUUGGAGAAUUUUAUUAAAGAACCGAUGGAGGUCCUUGUUCCUGAUUUGGAUCUUAAUUUCCCUGAUAAUUUAAUUGACACCGAAUUAAGUUAACAUAUUUUAAUUCAACAAUAAUAUUUCACAGCAUCGAUCUCGCAUUUGUAAAUUUUCCUGUACUGUAAUAUAUCCUCAUAAGCUUGUAAACUAAUUUUAAAAUUUAAAUUAAAUUAAAUUAAACUUUAUUAUUAAACUAAAAAAUUAAAGAUUAAAAUAAAUAAUAAAUUUUAAUUGAA